Molecule: messenger RNA, 718 nt
Organism: Oppia nitens
Lineage: Eukaryota; Metazoa; Arthropoda; Arachnida; Sarcoptiformes; Oppiidae
Product: gamma-glutamylcyclotransferase-like
Exons: 3
Coding region: 129-656 (175 amino acids)
Molecular function (GO): gamma-glutamylcyclotransferase activity
Source: RefSeq, a predicted model, not a curated record
AUAUUAAUAAUAUAACAUUUUGAGCGUAACUAUCGUUUAUAGUGACCAUUAAUGAGAAUAUUCUGAACGCCAACUGACAGCUAAUUUUGGAUUUGCAAAAUAAUAGCGGAUUUUGUACGACAGCCGUAAUGGCGACCAGUAGUGGCCAACUAUUUUAUUUUUGUUUCGGCUCUAAUCUCUGGUCAAAGCGUAUGCAUAUCAAUGUGAAGAGUGCCGUCAAAUAUGGUAACGGUUUGCUAAAAGACUGGGAGUUCACGUUUGAUGGAUCGUCCAAACUAUGGAAAGGAUCGACAGCUAAUAUCGUACCACAAAAAGAUCAAAAUGUUUGGGGAACUGUUUGGACGAUCAGUGAAACUGAAUUAAACGAUUUAGAUAAACAAGAAGUCGGUUACCGUAGAAUUGAGAUACCAGUGCUGGUCAACAACGACAAGACCAUCAAUUGUUAUACUUAUAUACAGAAAGGCAUUUCCAGUAAUGACUUUGUAUCGGGAACGGGACUCAAAACGCCUAGUCUGUCCUACAAGACUGUCAUAUUAAACGGCGCUUAUGAACAAAAUCUGCCGACAGAUUACAUCCAAUUUCUUAAGUCAUUCAAAGAUAACGGAGUCCUUGAUUGCGGUCCACCAGAUCUUCAGCUCAAACCAUAUACUGAAUGACAAUACAAUUAUUGCUUUUUUCACAGUAAUUAGAAAAACAAAAAACAAAAAUAUUUUUGAUA